Molecule: messenger RNA, 1179 nt
Organism: Vicia faba (fava bean)
Lineage: Eukaryota; Viridiplantae; Streptophyta; Magnoliopsida; Fabales; Fabaceae
Source: the annotation of a GenBank genome assembly
AUGGUGGAUUCAGACCGAAUCCAAAACCCAUGGAUGGCGUCGGAACAAACCCCAAUGGAACUCAACAACGCUUCUCCUCCGUUGAAACCAUCAAAUAGUGAUAAAUUAGGGAUUGCUGAACGCGCUUUCUCUGCCGCCGGCGCCGCUGUUCUCUCCGCCGUCAUUGUUAACCCCCUUGAUGUUGCCAAGACAAGGUUGCAAGCACAAGCUGCUGGAGUUGCUUAUUCUCAUCCACUCAGUAAUUUGAUCAGCAGAAUGUCUUGUUUUGGCCCUAAUAUGAUGUUUGCCGAUUUAAGAUGUUCUCCAUCGUGUACCCGGGCGGGAUUCCAUGGCACUGUAUCACUUUGUCCUCCUGAUUGUUUUCGAUACAAAGGAACACUAGAUGUCAUGUAUAAAAUUACUCAACAGGAAGGAUUUACUAGGCUAUGGAGAGGCACUAACGCAGGACUCGCACUUGCAGUACCAACUGUUGGAAUUUACCUUCCUUGUUAUGACAUAUUUCGUAACUGGUUUGAGGAAUACACAGCCAAAAAUGCUCCUGUUGCAACUACAUAUGUACCUUUAGUGGCUGGUUCGUUGGCACGCUCACUGGCUUGUGCAACUUGUUAUCCUAUUGAACUUGCCAAAACUCGCAUGCAGGCAUUUAAAGAGACUCAAAUCGGUAAAAAGCCACCUGGAGUAUACCAAACUUUGCUAGGUGUUGUCUCUAAUGUCAAGGGCACAAGUAAUUCACCAAACAGCUUGCAAGGUUAUCGUGCCCUGUGGACUGGCAUGGGCGCACAGCUUGCUCGUGAUGUACCAUUCUCUGCAAUUUGUUGGUCGACACUUGAGCCAACUAGAAGGAAACUUAUUAGUUUGGUUGGAGGCGAUGAUGCCGGUAUAUUGAGUGUUCUUGGCGCAAAUUUUUCAGCUGGUGUUGUUGCAGGAACUCUAGCGGCUGGAGCUACAUGUCCACUAGAUGUUGCAAAAACUCGAAGACAGAUAGAGAUGGAUCAUGUCAGAGCUUUGAAGAUGACUACUAGACAGACACUGAUCGGGAUUUGGAGAGACGGAGGCUUGAAAGGACUUUUCACUGGUUUUGGUCCGCGAGUUGGUCGAGCUGGCCCCUCUGUUGGAAUUGUGGUUUCGUUUUAUGAAGUUGUGAAGUAUGUCUUAAAUCACCGGAACGUAACAACGUGA